Paramormyrops kingsleyae is the source of this 1094-nucleotide messenger RNA. RefSeq names its product S100 calcium binding protein V2 (gene s100v2). The record is from RefSeq and is a predicted model, not a curated record. Lineage: Eukaryota; Metazoa; Chordata; Actinopteri; Osteoglossiformes; Mormyridae.
AGUUUCUUUUUUUGCGUCGGAGGGGAGGAUACGGGAUGCGAGCCAAGAUGACAGAAGUAAUGGAGCUCUGAGAGAGAAGCGUAACAAUUACUGAACUUCGCGGAAAGAAACGUUUACUUUUAACAGAAAGCGCAGAAGAAACGAAUCCAAAUGGCUGAAAAGGUUUCAGAUCUGGAGAAGGCCAUCAACACCCUGGUCACAGAGUUCCACAAGGCCGGUGGUGAGAACAGCAAAGGUCUGAAUACAGAUCAGUUCAAGAACCUCCUCUCCGCCCAGUUGCCCACCCUGGCUAAGUCCUCAGGAGGUGAGCAGGGUUUAUCUACAAUGCUGCAGACCAUGGGUGUGAAGGACGGUGAGGAAAUCUCCUUCUCCAGCUUCUGGAAACUGAUCCAGACACAGGCGUCCAACCUAUUUGACCAGAUGAGCCCCAAGACCACCAAGUGCACCUGUGUAGUGUUUUGAGGAAUAAGGCCCCCGUGCCCCGAGCCAAAGGCUGAGCAUCAGCCAGUAUUCUGGAAGCACAGAAUGAAAGAAGCCCAUCGAUCUUCAGCCUGCAGCCUUGCCACUAACCCCAGUGAGCAUCUCUGUCAGUUGUAUACUGGUGUAACUUGUAUUCCCUCCCUUUUUUCCAGCCAGCUUCCUCCAUUGUCAGUAACUCAUUCAUCUCACAGUGACCUCCUCUGUCUUCACCAUCCCCAUGUUCUUCCAGAGCUUGCUUGAAAAUAGUCUCAUUCUAUAUCCACACUCAUUAUUCCUACCCAAUGAAAAGUCUGAAUAAUUAACUAACCACCCAAACCCAAGUUCAAUUGUAUCAGACCAUUUUGGAGAAUUUUGAAUUAAAUAACUUGAAACCACCAGGCUUGUUGCGAUCUACUCCUUGUCCAGUUCAGACAUUCUGCUUAAAUCACAAUAAAGUCCAGUUGCUCCCAGGGCACAAUUUUGUGCCAUACUGUAGACCUUUGGCAUUUUCAUGUAUUGUCUUUCCUUCCAAAAUCUAUAGCCAAUAUUAAAAUAAGAACAUGAAAAAAAUGUGAUUGAAAUGAAUAUUGUAUUUUUCAUAUCAGCUCAUAAAAUGAACUAUGUUUAAAUAAGUA